AAUAACAAUUCACGUUUGUGGAGACACUUUUCUAUAGAAACACCUAUAAUUGCAGUAGCAGAGAUGUCUACUGAUCAGCAAAAAGAUGAGCGGCCUUCAGCCAACAAUGAGGCAGAGAGCAUGACUCAUACUGGUGCUAUGGCGUUGGUGAAAAAGGAACUGACAGACAUUAUUAAGUCGGACCCAUUGCUGUGUGACCUACCGCCGGAGAUAACCCUGGAUGAGAUCAACUCCCAAGUCGCCCUGGAGUAUGGGCAGGCCAUGGUGGUGAAUGUGAUAAGGGCAGAUAACCAGGUCAUGGGAGUUGUCGUUACCCAGAAUGCCACUGUGUUGGACCUGAAACACGCCAUCAAGCGACACUUUCUGCUUCACCAGUCCAGGAUAGGGGGGACCACAGUGCUGAGCUGGAGGUACAUAUGGAAAAGACACUGGUUGUAUUAUGAUGGGCAACGGCUGUCUGAGAAUAAUGAUAAGCUUAAAGAGUACGGUAUUAGAAACAAGGACGAAGUGACAUUUGUAAAGAGGCUGAGAGAAAGAUGAAGAAAUGUUUUUUAUGGAUGAACUAUGACUGAGCAGUGCUUGGAACAAGCUAGAGGGAGAUUAGGAAGAAGGAGCUCCCCAGAGAAAAACUGUUCCCUUGGUGUCUUUUUCUCUUUUAAAAAGUUUGUGGAAACUUCUCCCUUUUCAAUCCCUUGGAAUAUUUUCAAGGUUCAGUCACCAUUGUGGUACGUGGUUCGACAGAUUCUGAGCAGAAAAUUAAAUCCAGAAGACAUUGUAAAUGUAAACUCAGAUUUAAAGUGUUGUGUUCAGUGGUUCAUGAUGUUUAUGGCCUGGUUUCACAUGUGGAUCAAGUGUUAUUUAUAAGUAAUAAGGGACGCUUGUUUUUACUGUAUGUUCAAGAAUGUUGUAUAUAUAUUGAUAAGAGAUUUCCACCUAGAGACAUCGUGAUUUGUUAAGGUAAGGUUUGAAUGUAUUGACUACUAUGAAGGUUAACAUGUAUUAUUAUCCCCAGCCUAUGAAAUAGGGAGGGGGAUAUUGAAAUGGCGUUGUCCGUCCGUCCUUCUGUCCGUCUUUCCUUCCGUCCGUCCUUCCUUUCGUCCGUCCGUCACCUGCGUUUUCUCAGUAACUAGCUGGUAUAAUUUUAUGAAACUUAAAAUAAAUAUGAACCACUAUACUGGAAUGAUGCCUGUUCAUUUUUUUUUUGGAUUGGUCAAUUGUACUUUGGAGUUAUUGCCCUUGAUUUUUUGAAAAACUCAUUUACAGCCAUUUCUCAGUAACUAGUUGGUAGAAAUUCUUGAAACUUGAAAUGAAUAUGAACCUACAUACUGCGAUGAUGCCUGUUUAUUUAUAUUUUGGAUUGUGUAAUUUCUGUAUGAGUUAUUUGCCCUUGAUUUAUUAAAAGAUCCAUGUUUGCAGCCUUUUCUAUGCAACUAGCUGGUAGAAAUUCAUGACACUUGGAAUAAAUAAGAACCAACAUACUGUGAUAAUGCCUGUCUAUUUUUCUUUUGGAUUGAUCAAUUUUCCUUAGAGUUAUUGCCCUUGAUUUAUUAAAAAAUCAUUGUUUGCAGCCGUUUCUCAGUAAAACCAAUGUGCUUAUCUUAUUGUUUCUGAGAUUUUUUUUAACCUUCAAGCACAAACAAGCCAUCAAGCACAAACAAGCCAUCGUUGGUGGGGGAUAUCUUUUCACUGAAAAUGCUUGUUUUAAUACAAAGACUAGGCUACAAUUAAUAAAUAGUUUGGUUUAAGCCACAGAAAUACUGGCCCCCCAAUGUUCUUUAGCCUCUUCUAUGGUCAUUUAAAAAAAAUCCUUCUGGAAUUAAGGGGUAAGGAAGUAAAUACCGAACAACCUUCCCACACCUCAGUGUGGAUCGAUUAAUGCUAAAAAAAAGAUUGUAGCCCUUGAUAACAACUACAUGGCAUGCUAGUGGAUUGCUACUGCAUUGCAUGGUGCUUGAUGCAUUUUCAAGUCUCAUUGCAGAUUCCCGGUACAAUUUGGAACAAUUUACACAGUUUAAGAAGAAUUGAUCUUAUUCUUUGCACACAAAAAGCAUGGUCAAGAUGAAAUGCACUAGUGCAUUACCAAUAGUUUAUAUUGAAGUUUCUGGAGCAAACUAAUUAACUACUUACAACUUAAAAGGGAUUCUUUUGAAAUUUGAUAGACAAUGUCACAUGCUUGGCAUAUUUUCUGUGAGCAGCAACCAAUUUGUCCUCGAGUAAUCUGCCCUUGUACUUACAGCUAACAUUGUAACUAUAUAUGUAUAUAUUAUAUAUAUAGGUUUAUGAGGGAUUGUUCUGAUACAUGGUUUACAGUAUAACCAUAAUGUGCCGGACAAACUCUUAAUUAGCUGCAAAAAAUCAUCUUAAACUAUGUGCACUUGCUUGUAAAAUUAUUGCUUUCCAGGCUUGCUCACAUUCUAGAUCUAACACUGCAGGGCUUGCUCACAUUCUAGAUCUAACACUGCAGGGCUUGCUCACAUUCUAGAUCUAACACUGCAGGGCUUGCUCACAUUCUAGAUCUGACAUAGCAGGGCUUGUUCACCUUCUAUAUCUGACAUAGCAGGGCUUGCUCACAUUCUAGAUCUGACAUAGCAGGGCUUGCUCACAUUCUAGAUCUGACAUAGUAGGGCUUGUUCACCUUCUAUAUCUGACAUAGCAGGGCUUGCUCACAUUCUAGAUCUGACAUAGCAUGGCUUGUUCACAUUCUAUAUCUGACAUAGCAGGGCUUGGUCACAUUCUAGAUCUGACAUAGCAUGGCUUGUUCACAUUCUAGAUCUGACAUAGCAUGGCUUGUUCACACUCUAGAUCUGACAUAGCAUGGCUUGUUCACAUUCUAGAUCUGACAUAGCAUGGCUUGUUCACCUUCUAUAUCUGACAUAGCAGGGCUUGUUCACAUUCUAGAUCUAACACUGCAGGGCUUGCUCACAUUCUAGAUCUCACAUAGCAUGGCUUGUUCACAUUCUAGAUCUGACAUAGCAUGGCUUGUUCACAUUCUAGAUCUGACAUAGCAUGGCUUGUUCACAUUCUAGAUCUGACAUAGCAGGGCUUGCUCACAUUCUAGAUCUGACAUAGCAGGGCUUGCUCACAUUCUAGAUCUAACACUGCAGGGCUUGCUCACAUUCUAGAUCUCACAUAGCAUGGCUUGUUCAUAUUCUAGAUCUAACAUAGCAUGGCUUGUUCACACUCUAGAUCUGACAUAGCAGGGCUUGUUCACAUUCUAGAUCUGACAUAGCAGGGCUUGCUCACAUUCUAGAUCUGACAUAGCAGGGCUUGCUCACAUUCUAGAUCUAACACUGCAGGGCUUGCUCACAUUCUAGAUCUGACAUAGCAUGGCUUGUUCACAUUCUAGAUCUGACAUAGCAUGGCUUGUUCACAUUCUAGAUAUGAUAUAGCAGGGCUUGCUCACAUUCCAGAUCUAAUAUAGCAGGGCUUGUUCACAUUCUAGAUCUGAUAUAGCAGGGCUUGCUUACAUUCCAGAUCUAACACUGCAGGGCUUGCUCACAUUCCAGAUCUACUAUAGCAGGGCUUGCUUACAUUCUAGAUCUGACAUAGCAGGGCUUGCUCACAUUUUAGAUCUGACAUAGCAGGGCUUGCUCACAUUCUAGAUCUGACAUAGCAGGGCUUGCUCACAUUCUAGAUCUGACAUAGCAGUGCUUGCUCACGUUCUAGAUCUGACAUAGCAGGGCUUGCUCACAUUCUAGAUCUGACAUAGCAGGGCUUGCUCACAUUCUAGAUCUGACAUAGCAGGGCUUGCUCACGUUCUAGAUCUGACAUAGCAGGGCUUGCUCACAUUCUAGAUCUGACAUAGCAGGGCUUGCUCAGAUUCUAGAUUUGACAUAGCAGGGCUUGCUCACAUUCUAGAUUUGACAUAGCAGGGCUUGCUCACAUUCUAGAUCUGACAUAGCAGGGCUUACUCACAUUCUGGAUCUAACAUAGCAGGGCUUGCUCACAUUCUGGAUCUAACAUAGCAUGGCUUGUUUAAAUUUUGAUGCCAAGUAUAGUGUAAGAAUUCAGGUUUUGUCAUCUAAAAAUGUAAUUUCAAUGACUGUAUUAAGUAUACUCUUAUAGCUUUAUGUGUUUUUAUGUGUAAACUACUUCCACAGGUCAGUAGGGAUUGUUUCUGUACUUUGUUCACACUAUCACCAUAAUAAAUACUUAUCAAGUGUCUCACUUACUUUUGUCAGCCAUAGCUAGUUCAUCUUAGGGUCAUGUGCACUUGAACAUGGGCGUUAUCUAUUGAACUGCUUCCACAGAAACUUGGUACAAAGUUCAGUCAUUAUUUUUAUGUUACUUAUUCAAAUGGAAGUUUUUUGAUGUUGAGUUAAUCACCAUGUUUAUUUGAUUAUUAGCCUGAUAAUUGCAUUAUAGAAUCAUAUUUAGGCUUCUAUUUCUAACGGGUUGUUGACUUCAUAAUUUGUAAUACAUUGCUUCUGUUGCUAUAAUUUGUAAUACAUUGCUUCUGUUGCUAUAAUUUGUAAUACGUUGCUUCUGUUGCUAUAAUUUGUAAUACGUUGCUUCUGUUGCUAUAAUUUGUAAUACGUUGCU
Messenger RNA from Mya arenaria, 4542 nucleotides. Its product is annotated as U11/U12 small nuclear ribonucleoprotein 25 kDa protein-like. The record is from RefSeq and is a predicted model, not a curated record. Gene Ontology annotation, cellular component: U12-type spliceosomal complex. NCBI's taxonomy places the organism in Eukaryota, Metazoa, Mollusca, Bivalvia, Myida, Myidae. The coding region runs from base 64 to 540 and encodes 158 amino acids. The transcript has 6 exons. Gene Ontology annotation, biological process: mRNA splicing, via spliceosome.